Molecule: messenger RNA, 474 nt
Organism: Acanthosepion pharaonis
Lineage: Eukaryota; Metazoa; Mollusca; Cephalopoda; Sepiida; Sepiidae
Source: the annotation of a GenBank genome assembly
AUGUUUGUCCGACCUUUUAUUCAGAAUUUCAAGCAGAUGAAAUGCUUUCGUCCGCAAAUCGCCCAUUAUUGUGAUGGUUCCAACCUUCCACGAUUUGAGAAAUGCUUAAACCAAGUUAAUCUUCUUGGACGAGUUGGACGUGAUGCUGAAAUUAGAGGAACCGAACAAUAUCCUGUUGCCAUUUUGUCACUUGCUACAAGUUUUGUCUACACAAAAGUUUCUGGUGAGACUGUAUCUCGAACUGACUGGCAUAGAAUCAGUGUUUUCAAAGAAGGAUUGCGAGAUAAAGUAGCAUCAAAUGUCAAAAAGGGAGACCGUGUAUUUGUGACAGGCACACUUCAAUAUAAUGAAUAUUGGGAUUCUGGAAACAUGUUACAAAAGUCUACAACAAUCAUUGCAAAUGAUAUAAUUAAUUUAACCAAGAAAUACUUAAAUGAAGAUGUGCCUGUGGAUGAGGAAAAUGUAUACAGUUAA